GAGGGAGCAGCGGAGAGACAGUGAGCAGUCACCGUGUCGGGGAGGACGCCACGAUGCGGCUCUACUUACCGCAGCUGCUGCUGCUCGGUCUGCUGCGACCCUGCACCGCCGGAACCCCACUGACACAGCUGUGUGAACACACAGAUGGCACCAUUUACAACUACCAUGCAAAGGCUUUAAACGACAGUCGCACUGUAAGCCUCAGUGACUACAAGGGUAAGAGUGUCCUCUUCAUCAACGUCGCCACCUACUGAGGAUACACCCACCAGUAUGUGGAACUGAAUGCACUACACGAGGAGAUGAAACCUCUUGGCUUCACCAUGCUCGGCUUCCCCAGCAACCAAUUUGGGAAACAGGAACCAGGACAAAACCAUGAAAUUCCACCAGCUUUAAAGCAUGUUAGACCAGGCAAUGGAUUUGUUCCAAACUUCCUGCUGUUUGAGAAAGGUGAUGUGAAUGGAAGAAACGAGCAAGAGGUUUUCACUUUCCUUAAGAAAUCCUGCCCUGCGGUCGGAGACCUCCUGGGUGACCCUGCCAGAAUGUUCUGGGAGCCUGUGAAGCUCAGCGACAUCAAGUGGAACUUUGAAAAGUUCCUGGUGGGACCGGACGGAAAACCGGUGAAGAGGUGGCACCCAAGUGUCAACGUUUCCACGGUCAAAGCCGACAUUCGCCAAUACCUGCUCCAACUUUACACACAGGAGAUUUUUAAUUAGAUCUCUGAGUCAUCAUACUGUGUUUUGCAUCUAGUGAAGUUCCUGUAGUGAGAUGCUCAGGAUAAGUAGAGCUAAUGUAGACUGUGAAAGAGCGUUAGAGUAAUGUUAACAGAUUCUUACACACGAAGAUGGCAUGUUGAAUGAAGAGGAGGCAUGAAAACAGGAACUCUGUGGUGCCUCUUCUGAGUCUGGGCUUCAUGUCGGCUCUUCAGUGCAUUCGAGCUGCCCUGCAAUCCCACAGCAUCAUGUCAUCUUCUCCCUCCAGGACCUGUUAAGUCAUUACAGCCUAAAUGUUAAUUACUUCUAAUAAAUCAAAGAGAGAAACACA
This is a messenger RNA of Plectropomus leopardus (leopard coralgrouper), 1041 nucleotides long. It is a transcript of the gene gpx3, whose product is annotated as glutathione peroxidase 3. The record is from RefSeq and is a predicted model, not a curated record. NCBI's taxonomy places the organism in Eukaryota, Metazoa, Chordata, Actinopteri, Perciformes, Serranidae. Gene Ontology annotation, biological process: response to oxidative stress. Gene Ontology annotation, molecular function: glutathione peroxidase activity.